ACGAACCGGAGCAUCAGCUAUGAGGAUAACGGGGAUGAGCCCGCACGGGGGAAACAGGAGCUUGUUCCACCCCCAAUAGGUUCGUGCCUAUCUUCCCUGGUGGGUGCCCAUACGUCACGACUGUUGGGGCGACGUACCAAAUUCCUGAAACAACAGUUCGCUUCUCAGGAGGGGGAUUCAGUGAUUACUUCCCCCGUCCAUGGUACCAACACCGUGCAGUGCCAAGAUACCUUAAAACACUCGGAAGCGCGUAUGAAAGAUUGUUCAACAAGAAUGGAAGAGCCUAUCCUGAUGUUGCAGCUCAGGGCUAUCGGUAUUUCAUCGUGUAUCAAGCGAAAGUCAUAUGUGUCUCGGGUACGAGCGCUUCGACACCUACUUUCGCUGCGAUAAUUGCCCUCUUAAACGAUGCUCUACUCUCCAAAGGUCGCAGACCCCUCGGAUUUCUCAACCCAUGGAUUUACUCUCUCAAACCGGGAGUCCUGAACGACAUCACUACGGGUAGCAACCCAGGUUGUGGAACGAUAGGGUUCAAUGCGACGAGAGGUUGGGACCCUGCAACUGGAUUUGGAACGCCUGAUUUGCUGAGACUUCUUAAGGCACUUAAACUUUGAUCAUUGGGUGUUUUUCUCAAAGUUGUGUUAUCCUUGAGGCUGAGUCCCGCUCUGUUUUGCUGGACUUGAAAUGUAAACUCACUUUCCAGUAUUGGUACUAUUAUUGGUCGCUGCAGCGCACUAUUGGAUGGCGAGGGAAGCAGAAGCAAAGCAGCUG
Messenger RNA from Cantharellus anzutake, 768 nucleotides. Its product is annotated as peptidase S8/S53 domain-containing protein. The annotation marks the transcript as partial. The record is from RefSeq and is a predicted model, not a curated record. Gene Ontology annotation, biological process: proteolysis. Lineage: Eukaryota; Fungi; Basidiomycota; Agaricomycetes; Cantharellales; Hydnaceae. The transcript is spliced from 8 exons. Gene Ontology annotation, molecular function: serine-type endopeptidase activity; tripeptidyl-peptidase activity.